Haemonchus placei is the source of this 693-nucleotide messenger RNA. Lineage: Eukaryota; Metazoa; Nematoda; Chromadorea; Rhabditida; Trichostrongylidae. The record is from the annotation of a GenBank genome assembly.
AUGAAGCCACGUUCAUCUGGUAAGGAGCAUGGGGUCGCAUCCGGUAGUGUUGAACGUCUUAACGAAUCCAACGAAAAUUCGCCGAAAAAACGUGGUGUCUGUGGCUUGGCGACCAAACGUCUCAUACGAGUGCCUUGUGGUAAGGCGACUUUCGCCACUGACUCAGCUGUGCCAAGCUCCGUAAUCCCCUUUACGGUUUUUGGUGGAGCGGCUGCAGCACGUCUGAUACUCGUGGAUAUUGUUAAGCGUGAAGAUCUGAUAGGAAUACUCUCCCCGAAUGACAUCAUCCUGAAGAUCGAAGAUGUGCAAGUCAGUGGUAUGUUGAGAACUGAGGUGACUCGAUUACUGGAAAGGCUGUGCCAUGAAAACGACCAAAUCGCCAUCGAAAUUAUUCCUGCCGGUGCCAUAACGGACGACAUAUGCGAGAUCCUCGGUGACAAGCAGUGGGCGGACCUGCAGACCGUCAUUCGAGACAACUUGUACAGCAAAACAGUGCCAUACACCACGCGACCCCCACGAGACGGUGAAAUCGACGGCGAACACUAUCGUUUUGUAUCAGUAGAGGAGUUCAAACGGCUUCAGACGGAAGGACUACUUCUCGAGCACGGUACCUAUCAAGGUGAGCUACAGCUUCGAAUAGAGUCAACACUUUUGACGCCAACACGAGAGAGUACAGGUCUUACUGAAGAUUGA